AUGCUCUCAAAAAGCAAUAAGUAAUCAAAGCCAGGCUCCCAAUUUAGAACUUCCCGCUCACCCCCUGUUCGCAAAGAAUCAGUGAAUAAGCCUAAAAAGGCUAAAUCACUCGUUGGUAGAAAAUAACAAAUGACUGAAUCACCAAAGAUUAAAGAUUGCAAAUUUGAGAAUACAGAUGAUUCUUAUUCUCAGCUUCUUAAUGUGGAUACAUUUUCAAAUAAUGAUUAUGGCCUAGGGAUAAAGGUUAAAAGCCCUACAUAGCAAUAAGUAAAGCCUGUUGAAAGAGGAUCAAGUAAGAAAGGUCAUACUUAGAAAGGAGGCUAUCUUUCUUAAAAAUUCAAAGCAAAUUUAGCUUUGCAUAGACCUUAUACAAAGAUAAGAUGCCAAAGUCAUAGCAUCAAUAUUAUAGGAUUUCCAGACCUUAAACAAGAUACAGCUAUGGUCGGAUAUAUGUACAUUACAACAAUUAGAGAGAAGGGAUAGAUUGGAACGAAUGUUAGUGAGUCAGAUCAACUUAUAACUUUGCAUUUAUGCGGCUUUAAGUUUAGCAAAGAUGCUUUUUCCCAAUUUGGCAAAAACCUUGCCACUGCUAAAAACUUGAAAAGGCUGUAAUUGAAUUAGACAAAUGUGGCUUCUUUAGGACUUUAAGAUUUAGCAAAUGCAUUUAUUUUAUGCACAAGCAUUGAGUUCCUUGAUUUAUAAUGCAAUGAUCUUGAUGAUUCUCAUGCUCAAAUAAUAUCAAAGAUAAUCAUACAACAAUUUGAAAUGAAAGAUGCUUUGAAAUGGAAGAUGGGAUUAAGGAAAAAUACCGAAGUGGAUAUCGGCAAACUUGGCUUGAAGCAUUUAAAUAUCAGCAGAAAUCUUAUGACAUCAAAAUCAGCUAUUAUUUUAAGCUAAGCUCUUAAAAAUGAUCAGUAUAUUCGAGCAAUAUGUUUAAGGAAAAAUAAAAUUGGUGAAGAGGGAAUCAAAGAGUUUAUUUCAUUAUAAAAGCAGAAUGCAAAGUUAGUAUAAAUUGAUCUAAGUAAUAACCCUGCUUACGAAAAAUCAGACUAUAAAAAGUAAUUAAACCAGUUUAUGAUGCAAAACAUUAAGCAAGCUAUUGAAGUAUAUCAUGAAACUAACCAUAGAUUAAACUACGAAUGGUUAAAUCCUGAACUAUUAAAUAUUAAAAUAGUAAUUGACGAAGAUAACCCAAAGAAAAGUAGUAAACGAGGUUAGUUUAUAUAAGUAGCUUCUUAAUUGGCUUAGAAAUUAAAUUUCUCAUAUGAGCAUGUAGCUCAAUCAUUUUUAGGAGAAAAUUUCUAAGGUAUAUUAGGUAGUACAUUAAGUGGAAUGAUACUCCAGAGGAAAAAUGAGAAUGUCAGAAGAUAGUCGAUUAGAUAAGUAAAUAACAUUCAAACAAAUCUAAAUCUAGGAAAUUUAAUUGACUAAGACAAUACUAAUACUCCUGUUAAUAGAAAUUUGACAAUUAUUCCUGUCAAUCAUUCAGAUUUUUCUAGGGCAGCAACAGUAAAAAAUGCAUAAAACAACAAGUUAAAAAAAUUUUAAAGCAGUAGUGAUAUGGAAUCGAAUAGUAGUUUUUCUAGCUCUCGAUCAUCAUCAUCAUUAUCAAGCAACUAUGAAGAUAAUGUUCAAUAAAAUCUAAUGAAGAAGUUUAGCAUACCUGAUAGUGAUAUUAAAAGGUCAAUGAAAUAUAAAUCAACUGCAAAUACUACAAUAAAUAACGGUGCAUCAAUCUAAAAUGAUUACAUGAGAAAAUAAUAAACAGAAAGCAAAAAUAACAAGAAAAAUGCAAAAACAUUAUCUACCCCUUAGUGA
This is a messenger RNA of Stylonychia lemnae, 1818 nucleotides long. The record is from the annotation of a GenBank genome assembly. Lineage: Eukaryota; Ciliophora; Spirotrichea; Sporadotrichida; Oxytrichidae.